CUUUUGCAGCCUCAUAGGUCAGAAGGAUCGUGCACUCACUGCGCAGAGGCGGCAGCAACAACUGCGCCUGAACCAGAAGAAGAAACCUGCAGCAAAACACAAGUGGACAACUUCUGAGAGAUGGCUGUGCCGGCAGCGUUUCUGGUGUUAUGUGUUUUGGGGUUUUACCAUGUGGAAGCAGCACCAGACACACUGAGCUCUCUGGAUUCUUCUUUCUGUCAUGGUGGACUAGAGGCAAUCUAUCCAGGACUGGACAUUGACAAAUGCCUCAUAAUUUCAAAGGCUCUGAAACUCAGAGAAAAGGUCAGCACAGUUUGGGAAGCCCCUCAGAUUUACUUCUCUGGAGCACACAAGAAAAAGAUGUAUGUUCUGGUGAUGGUUGAUCCUGAUGCUCCAAGCCGCACCAAACCAACAUCUGCUUACUGGAGGCACUGGCUGGUCGUGGACAUACAGGGCAAUGCACUCAAGAACGGACACAUAAAAGGGACUACCCUCACUGACUAUCAUCCGCCAAGUCCGCCACAGAAGUCUGGUUUUCACCGCUACCAGUUCAUGUUGUUUGAGCAGCUUCCAGAUGCACAAGUGUCACUCACCGAGCAGGAGAAGUCGUCCCGUGGUCUUUGGAAUCUUCACGCCUUCAUCACAAGGUUUGAUCUGGGAGAGCCUGUGGCCACUCUGCAGUUUCUCACCCAAAACUACAGAGACUGAAGGAUGCUCAGAUGCCUGAAAGAUGUUGUGGAAGAAGAAUUUGUCAGUACAAUAAUAUCAAAUAAGAUGUUUCCCCACUUUCCCUGAAUUAAACAGCAUCAAUUCUUCAAAGCUUG
Siniperca chuatsi (mandarin fish) is the source of this 824-nucleotide messenger RNA. RefSeq names its product phosphatidylethanolamine-binding protein 4. The transcript is spliced from 7 exons. Bases 121 to 708 code for a protein of 195 amino acids. NCBI's taxonomy places the organism in Eukaryota, Metazoa, Chordata, Actinopteri, Centrarchiformes, Sinipercidae. The record is from RefSeq and is a predicted model, not a curated record.